AGAACUAGUUUAUAUCAGUGUCAGUCCUUUCUUGAGUUGGGAUUAUGUGGUAAGAAAAACAAUCUCCAUUCUAUUUUGUUUAAUUCCCUAGAUCUCCGCUGUAGUUAAUGACUUUCAAAAAUGUACAUUAAAAGUUUGUCGUUUAAUUUUAAUAUGAUUAAUUCAUUUUUUGCCUUUGAUUUUUGUAGUCGUUUUGCCAAAAAUGUUAACUCUAGAUGAAUAGUCUGUUUUGUUUUAAACCCUUUACGCCGACGGAGAUCAUUUCAAAUAAAUAUUGACGAAUGAGCUUGUCUGGUAGUUUAUCGCUUUGUUAGACAGGCCGAUAAUCGCGAUAAGCACGAUAAUCUUAUUUCUUAUCGAUUGAAGUCUCAUCCGAUCGGUCGAGUUUGAUUCAGUGUCUGUGUCCUGUCUUUUGGGAUUCUGUGUGUAAAUACGUUGCUGGCCCCGUCAACAUCACCAACAGAAUGUCUCCAAAACUGGAUUACGAAACAACCCUGACACCCGAAAUUAUUGAAAAAGCUGAAAAGGAACUCGGAGAAGAUGAGCAUCGACGAACCGAAAGUGUUUUGGCCCUACGCGAAUGGGCCAAGAAGCAACCUCAUUUACAGGCAAUGUCACUAGACGCCAAAUUCCUGUUGAGAUAUUUACGCGGCUGCAAAUUCAGCAUGGAGAAAGCGAAGAAGAAGCUGGACCUGACACUAACGAUGCGUACGGCUCUUCCGGAAUUCUUCGAUGGAUGGGAUCCGCUCUCACCUGAAAAUCAAGCGAUUCUUAGUAUUGGAGGUGGAUCUCUUCCACUUCCUGGAUAUGACCAUUUAGGUCGUAAGGUGAUACUCAUCCGACCCGCCGUGGUCGAUCUUGUCAAGUUCAAGUUCGAACAGGUCCAACGCGCAGGUUUCAUGGUCUCGGAAGUGUUGGGAGACGAAGACGAGCAGCUUUUCAUCACUGGAAUGGUCGCACUGGUCGAUUUUUCAGGCUAUACUAUGAAUCACGUCACUGGUACUCCAGUCUCUUCGGUCAAAAAGUUGAUGGUUUGCUUCCAGGAUGCAGCACCUAUGAGCCCUAAAAGCAUGAAUUACAUUCACACACCAGCAGUUUUCAAUAUAUUGAACAAUCUCGUAAACGGUCUCAUGAAAGAGAAAAUUAAGAAAAGAUUGCAUAUGCAUGGAGAAGACUUGGAAUCCCUCUACAAGGAAAUACCCCAAAAAAUGCUGCCCAAAGAGUAUGGCGGUGAAAAUUCGUCCGUUGCAGAACUCAGUGCUUACUGGAAGAAAAAGUGUGAGGAUCGUCGAGAUUUUCUGAUUGCGACGUCCAAAAUGAGGUCGGAUGAAUCCAAACGUCCUGGUCGACCCAAAACGUCCGACGAACUAUUUGGGAUUGAAGGAUCCUUCCGGAAACUCAACGUGGAUUAGAGACCAACUGAAAUUGAAAUAAAUAAAAUAAUUGUAGUAAAUUAGGGGUUUCUUUCUCUGUGAACUUUCCUCUCGUCAAAUAUUUGAUUAAUUUAUGUUUUGGUGUUUGCCAUGGGCAAAGUUGAUGCUCAAUGUAUCUCCUAGUUUUACCAAAAUACACUCGAUAUUAUCUGGA
Molecule: messenger RNA, 1587 nt
Organism: Daphnia pulex (common water flea)
Lineage: Eukaryota; Metazoa; Arthropoda; Branchiopoda; Diplostraca; Daphniidae
Product: retinaldehyde-binding protein 1-like
Exons: 8
Coding region: 465-1412 (315 amino acids)
Cellular component (GO): membrane
Molecular function (GO): phosphatidylinositol bisphosphate binding
Source: RefSeq, a predicted model, not a curated record